GUCUACGUCUAGUUCAAGGUUCAUCGUGAGAGUAAAAAUAGGCUCGGCUCUCUCUCUUCACUUUCCCUAAUUCGGAGACCGAGGGGCACCGACACAAGCCGCUAAUUUUGUCCCGGCCACGAAGCGACCCCGCCGGCCACCUAAAAAUGUCUCUCCGGUGAAAUCAUCUGUCAACGGUCCUCCCUUCGCUAGCAAGCUAUCUAGUUAGCUUGCAGUCCAAAACACAACUGACGGCGAGCUUUGCUACAUACUAGCUAACCUUAAAUGAAAUAACACGGGCUUGCAAAUUGAAAUACGACUUUUUUUUAUUUGGGGGGGUCUCGAAAAGCCUUGAAAACGCCGCCAUGUUCGUCCAGGAAGAGAAAAUGUUCGCCGGUAAAGUGUUGAAGAUUCACAUCUGCACCGUGGACGGCGCCGAGUGGCUGGAGGAGAUCACGGAAGACACUACGGUGGACAAACUCAAGGAGAAGUGCUUGAAACAUUGUUGGCAAGGAAACUCUGACGAUCCCAAGACAAUAACCCACCACAAGCUCAUCCACGUUGCGACAGAGCGAGUGUUGAAUGACACCAAAACCGUGGCCGAUGAACGCCUCAAAGAUAAAGAUGUUCUUCUGCUCAUAAAGAAAAGGCCGCCGCCGACCCCUCCUAAGAUGGCUGACGUGAGCGCUGAAGACAAGAAAAAAGAGGACAACAAAGCACCGGACAAGGACGCCAUCUUGAAGGCCACCGCCAACCUCAGCGUUCGCCACACGGACCACGCCGUCACGCAGCACAAUAUCAGAGAUUUUCAGACAGAGCUCCGAAAAAUCCUGGUGUCCCUCAUUGAAGUGGCCCAGAAGCUCCUGGCCUUGAAUCCUGACGCUGUGGAGCUUUUCAAAAAGGCCAACGACAUGUUGGAUGAAGACGAGGACGAGCGAGUGGAUGAGGCGGCGCUACAGCAGCUGACAGAAAUGGGCUUCCCUGAGAGUAGAGCCGUUAAAGCACUCAGACUCAACCACAUGUCAGUGACCCAGGCCAUGGAAUGGCUGAUCGAGCACGUGGAUGACCCUUCGGCGGACGCCGGCGCCACCGGGACGCCGUCCCGCCCGCUCGGGCGACGGCCCUCGGCGGAUGCAAGCGCAUCCGGGACGCCAUCCCGACCGCACGGGCGACUGCCCUCCGAUGAGAGCCCCGGCCCCGCUUCCUCCGGCAGGCAAGAUGAGCUGACGGAGAUUUUUAAGAAAAUUCGCAGGAAAAGGGAGUUCCGGCCCGAUUCCAGAGCCGUGUUCGCACUGAUGGAAAUGGGAUUCGAGGAGAAACAGGUGAUCGACGCUCUCAAGGUCAACAACAACCAGCAAGAUGCGGCAUGUGAGUGGCUGCUGGGGGACAAGAAGCCGUCCGCAGAGGACAUGGACAAAGGCAUCGACACCGACAGUCCGCUUUUUCAGGCCAUCCUGGAGAACCCCGUUGUCCAGUUGGGUUUAACCAACCCCAAGACUCUACUUGCGUUCGAGGACAUGCUUGAAAACCCGUUGAACAGCACUCAGUGGAUGAACGACCCCGAGACGGGCCCUGUCAUGCUCCAGAUCUCCAGAAUCUUCCAGACCCUCAAUCGCACAUAGACUGACCCUAAAAUGGACUCGGCUAAUUAUAUUUAUAAAACAUAACGCAAAUAUUAUUAUUACAGCAAAAUAUUAUUAUUACGAUACAAAGUUGUAUUUGCUAUCUUGUUUUUAAAAAGUACCUACAACAAUUUACUGUUUUAUUUUUGUUGUUGCCACAGGUCAACACGUGCGCAUGUUUGAUGUUUACAUCUAAUGUAUUGUUUUUAAACAUGUUAAUUUAUUUGGAUUUUCCCCUUUUUAAGCCUUCUGUUGUCAAAUGAGUCGAUUGACAAUGGCCGCGCUGAUAAAACAUUACAUUUUUUUGGUGAUUUUGGAGAAAGGAUGUCAUUCUUGAAGGGUAUAAAAUGAAAUUGAAGUGAGGAUGUUGCAAGAAACUAGAACAAUGGGUCACUUUCUGUUGAUUUUGGGGCACUUUUUUCCCCUAGGCAUUUACAGGUCCUUUCAGUCAAAUUAUAGCCAUUUUUAACCCAUUGGUGUUAUUUGUCCAUUUUCUGGCUUUUUUUUUUUUUUUUCUUGGUUUCAUCAAAGAUAAAGCAUUUGAAAAAUUACACUAGGGAGCUAAUAUUUUCCCAGGAUAGUAAAAACAUCUAAGAUCAAAAUGGCACCAUGCUGCAAUUUCUAACUUAUUGCAAACAGGUUGGGGAGACUUCCACUAAAUUCUUGUAAUAAUGCCGUGUUCUGGCUCAUUGACUCCGAUUAUAAAUCAUAAUUUUUGAUAUGCUGUAAACCUGAUGUGUUAUAAUGCAUUUUCCGUGAUUACUCAUGCAAUCGCUUCUUUGGCGAGUCAAAAACAUGGAAAUGGAGGAAUUUGUGUGUUGAGAGGCUUAACA
Corythoichthys intestinalis (scribbled pipefish) is the source of this 2434-nucleotide messenger RNA. It is a transcript of the gene ubac1, whose product is annotated as UBA domain containing 1. The transcript is spliced from 10 exons. Gene Ontology annotation, molecular function: protein binding. NCBI's taxonomy places the organism in Eukaryota, Metazoa, Chordata, Actinopteri, Syngnathiformes, Syngnathidae. Gene Ontology annotation, cellular component: ubiquitin ligase complex. The record is from RefSeq and is a predicted model, not a curated record. Bases 345 to 1601 code for a protein of 418 amino acids.